AUGCAAGCUUUACCAGACGUGAAAGCGCCGUGUGAGGCCCUUCCUUCCCCCAGCCUGGAGCCCUUCCCACAGAGCUCCAUCGUGGUCACCCUCGAGGACAUGGGGCUCUGGAUGAAGUUUCACCAGAUAGGAACUGAGAUGAUCAUCACUAAAUCUGGCAGACGAAUGUUUCCUCAAUGCAAAAUCAAAGUCUCAGGCUUAAUCCCAUAUGCCAAGUACCUCAUGCUGGUAGAUUUUGUGCCAAUGGAUAACUUCAGGUACAAGUGGAAUAAAGAUCAGUGGGAAGUUGCUGGAAAAGCAGAGCCCCAGCUCCCUUGUCGCACCUAUGUCCACCCAGAUUCCCCAGCUCCUGGCAGCCACUGGAUGAAAGAACCUGUCUCCUUCCAAAAACUGAAGCUCACUAACAACACUCUGGAUCAACAUGGGCAUAUCAUCCUGCACUCCAUGCACCGUUACAAGCCGCGCUUCCACAUCGUGCAGGCAGAUGACCUCUUCAGUGUCCGCUGGAGCAUCUUCCAGGUGUUCAGCUUCCCUGAGACUGUCUUCACUUCUGUCACUGCCUACCAGAACGAGCAGAUUACAAAGCUCAAGAUUGACAACAAUCCAUUUGCUAAAGGUUUCCGUGAACAUGGGAAGAAUACUCGAAGGGAAGGACGAGCCAAAUGCCAGAAGCCCAGUCCAGCCAAGAGUCAGAAGAGGAAGCUCCCUGAGGAAAAGGAGCCUGCUGCUGAGGAACGUGAUUUUGAGAAGGAUGAGAAUGUAGAUGUGAAGGAAGAGAGUAACCCUGUGGUGGUGAGCAGUGGAUAUCCCUUCUGGGGCUCGGAGCAGAACAGCAGCCAGGCCUUCCCUGCAGCCUCUCCAGUGCCUGCUGACCAGAGGGAGGGUAUGGCCAGAGAGCAGCAAGUGCCAACACCAUCCUACCAGACAUAUAGGUUCCACGAAGCUGGGGACAGCCAGCAGCUUCCCAGCCGCGAUGCUGCGACCUUGAACGAUUUCCGAGCAAGGUGCCACGCCUUGGAUCUUGCCAUGGUGCCCGAGCACGACUCCAAACAGCUCCCAGAGGGCUUCACCAACCUGCCCCCACUGCCACCACCUCUGCCUCCUCCCCAGGACUACACAGGAGUGGUGAACAUGGCUCUGGACUCGGUGGGGAAAGCCGGGGCCCGGGCACCCAUGUACAGUCCCUAUGGCACCGAGCAGGGCCUGGGGCAGUGGGUGGUGCCUCCCCACAGCCAGUACAGGGCAGUGAGCUACUCGGCCUUCUCCACGGAGUACAACACGCAAGGAACUCCAGGACAUGCCCAUGGCACCGUGGCAGAGUGGAGCCAGUACCCUCUGUUCCCCUACGCCUGCUGGUGA
Cinclus cinclus is the source of this 1359-nucleotide messenger RNA. RefSeq names its product T-box-containing protein TBX6L. Lineage: Eukaryota; Metazoa; Chordata; Aves; Passeriformes; Cinclidae. The record is from RefSeq and is a predicted model, not a curated record. Gene Ontology annotation, biological process: cell fate specification; positive regulation of DNA-templated transcription; regulation of transcription by RNA polymerase II. Gene Ontology annotation, cellular component: nucleus. Gene Ontology annotation, molecular function: DNA-binding transcription factor activity, RNA polymerase II-specific; RNA polymerase II cis-regulatory region sequence-specific DNA binding. The transcript is spliced from 9 exons. Bases 1 to 1359 code for a protein of 452 amino acids.